AUGGCCACGGCUGAAAAAGACGUCAACACCAUUGCCUUUGCCCGGACGCUCUCCAAUGUCCCCUGGUGCGAAGACUACGAAAAGAUGAUAUCGGGAGUCCUGUACGACGCCCAAGCAAAAGAACUUGUACAUGGUCGCUUCCGCGCACGACGCCUCAUGCACAAGUACAACAAUCACUUCCCCGACGACGCCACCCCGGACUCCCUCCUUGCAGAUCGGAAGGCCAUGCUGCAGGCAACGUUUGGAAAAGUCGGCAAGGGCGCCUUCAUCGAGCCACCCAUCAACAUCGACUACGGGUGUAACAUUACUAUUGGGGAAUAUUUCUACUCCAACUUCAACCUCGUCAUUCUAGACUGUGGCAUCGUCAAGAUUGGAAACAGGGUGCAGUUUGGUCCCUUUGUGUCUAUUUUCGCCGCCACCCAUGAGACGGGCGUGCAGUCGCGCCGCCAAGGGGUGGAAUACGCACAGGGCGUGACCAUUGGCGAUGACUGCUGGAUCGGCGGGAAUACCACCAUCAUGCCGGGCGUGACUAUUGGUAAGGGAUGCACGAUUGGCGCGGGGAGCAUUGUGACCAAGUCGAUUCCCGACUUUUCCGUGGCCAUGGGUUCGCCGGCUCGGGUCGUGAGAACGGUUGAUGCUGUGCCCGACUUGUGA
This is a messenger RNA of Metarhizium album ARSEF 1941, 654 nucleotides long. RefSeq names its product Trimeric LpxA-like protein. The coding region runs from base 1 to 654 and encodes 217 amino acids. Gene Ontology annotation, molecular function: acetyltransferase activity. The record is from RefSeq and is a predicted model, not a curated record. The transcript has 3 exons. NCBI's taxonomy places the organism in Eukaryota, Fungi, Ascomycota, Sordariomycetes, Hypocreales, Clavicipitaceae.